AUGUCCUCCAACACCACAACCACAAUGACCGCUGCCCAACGUGUACUCUCAAUCCCCGAACUAGUCGCUGAGAUCUUUAGCUGGGCCGCCGAAAACUAUGGCCUCCACCCCUCUCCCUGUCUCUGCCGCCUCGAAGCCGCCGGAGUCACCAUCCACAGAUGUGCACUCGUCAAUAGCCUAUGGUUCCACGAAGCCAUGCGGCUUGUCUGGGAGAUGCCACGGAAACUGAACGCGGGCUCAUUCAGUCAUAUCACGCCAGCUCGCAGACAAUUCUACGCUCACUUUGCGAAAGUUCUCUUCAUCAAGGUGUAUCCGAAACACCGCGGAUGGCUGAGCAGACAGAAGAAGAUUCUGAAGGAUGUCACAUUUCCCCAAGCGAGACUUGCGUACAUGCAGAUUCUAUCUUCUGUGAGGAAUUUCUAUGUCCCGCCCUUCCAUGCUCCUGCGCUUCGGGUCCUUCACCUGCAUGUUCUCGAGGCUAUGGAUUUGUAUUAUCGGUUUUAUCUACCGGUCGACAAGUGCUACAAGCUUGCGCGACGUAUCAAGGUUUGA
Molecule: messenger RNA, 552 nt
Organism: Penicillium daleae
Lineage: Eukaryota; Fungi; Ascomycota; Eurotiomycetes; Eurotiales; Aspergillaceae
Exons: 1
Coding region: 1-552 (183 amino acids)
Source: RefSeq, a predicted model, not a curated record